Molecule: messenger RNA, 864 nt
Organism: Labrus bergylta (ballan wrasse)
Lineage: Eukaryota; Metazoa; Chordata; Actinopteri; Labriformes; Labridae
Source: RefSeq, a predicted model, not a curated record
CAUUGUCAACUUAAAAUGCAAAAAACCUUUUCUAUCCUUUCGCACUCUUCUCAACGUUUCUGCUCCAUUUUCAAGAGCCUGAUUCCUAGCUGGAAAAAAGGACUGGCUGAGGGAGAAAGAAACCUGACACCAAAGGACUUUGAAAUCCUGGUCAUUGAAAUGGACUAUGGCAUGGACGACAAGGACCCUAUCCAACAUGUUCAUUUCUACAGCAAAUCUGAGCUUGACAAGGCAAAGCUGAUGCCCGAAGAAAAGGGAUCCAGGAUUCACACAACGUGCUUUUCUGAGCAGCUGAUCAGGGUCUUCUGUAAGGAGAUUGAUGACGAGAGUGUGGAGGCUGCCAAAAAGCACUUUAAACAGUGGUUAAGGUGCUGGUUAAGCUCUACUCUAAUUCUGCAAAACAUUGUCUCUGGAAAUAUCUACAAGUUUGUUGGUGAGAGAAAGCCAGCGGACCCCAUCGAGGAUUGGGAAAGCCGGAUUUCUGGCUGGAAAGAAGGAUUGGCUCGAUCCUUACCUGAGGGAGAAAGAAACCUGACAUCAGAGGACUUUGAAAUCCUGGUCAUUAACAUGGACUACGGCAUGAAAGACGAGAACAGCAAAAAUGCAUCCAGGAUUGGCACAACGUGCUUUUCUGAGCAGCUGAUCAGGGUCUUCUGUAAGAAGACUGAUAGAAAGAGUGUGAAGGCUGCAAAAAAGCACUUUGAACAGUGGAAGUUCGAGAAGAAGCCGCAUCUGCUUGGACCUGAGGGUAAUUAAAAGACCAUGGAAAUGACUCAACAACAUGAAUAACACAGAAUUAUUUCUUAUUCAGACUCAGGACUCUUUCUAGCUUUUAUCAUAUACAUGUUGUAUUGUUGUUUUAAA